Rhinichthys klamathensis goyatoka is the source of this 2987-nucleotide messenger RNA. RefSeq names its product zinc finger protein 518A. The record is from RefSeq and is a predicted model, not a curated record. The coding region runs from base 248 to 2980 and encodes 910 amino acids. NCBI's taxonomy places the organism in Eukaryota, Metazoa, Chordata, Actinopteri, Cypriniformes, Leuciscidae. The transcript has 3 exons.
GAAUGAAAGACAACGAACGACUUGUUUCACAAAAAGAAAGCGCAAAACUAAGCAUUGUUGAAUCAAAGAAUGCAUGCAAUUUAGCCAAUGCAAUUAGGCAUUAGUAUGAUGUGGCAUGCAGGUAAUCCACUCUUGUCACGGGCUUGAGCUGCUUUUGUCCCCGGAUUGAACUGUCAUGGCUGCCGUGCGCUGUUGACUGAUUCUGGUUGGACGGGAGGCGGAAAAGGGCUGGCUCUGUACAUCCAAAAUGGACAGAGUCGACGCCAAACCUGACGCUCAGGUUGGGAAUGAAGAGAGGAGCAUUUGGCAUAAACGCCUGCGUCUCAGGAAGUCCUCUUUUUCAUUUCCCAAUGAACAAAACACUGUGAAAGAGGAAAAGAAUGUUACGCCGCAUGGACAGAAAGAAACAAAGAAGUUUAAGAAACCACACCUUGUGAACACUUUCAUCUGCUCUGCGUGCAACGACGGCAUCUCCUUUACACCCGGCGAAUUAAUGAUGCAUUUUACGAUUGUCCACGGAGGCAAAGGAAGCCCACCGAUGUUUCCAUGCAACGUGUGUGGUUUCUCAACGCCAGUGUUCACUACGCUUCAACAGCACCGAAUGCAUCACAAGGACUGUUUGUUCACUUGUGAGAUUUGCAAUGACAACGUCCAGCAAACGCUUCCCCAACUAACCAAACAUUGUCAAACUCACCAUUCUCUGAAUGGUCAGUACUACUGUCCAAAAUGCAAACUCUCCAUCCAAGAGAUUGAGGAGUUUAUAUGUCACUCGUGUUCGGCACCAAUCAUGAGCAAUAGUGAAGAAAGCAUUAACUUGAGGGCGGCACAAAAAAACAAUCUCCUAAAGCACAUGGCUGCUGCAUGUCGCCAAAGGUGGAGCAGAAGAAAUUGGUGGAGAAAACGGGCACAAGUCUGCAAACAACACAAUAAACCGUCCCAAGAGUUUAAGAUAUCGCUUCCAAAACCAGAACCCCAAUGGGCAUCCCAAUUAUUACCAUUAUCCACACCCGGUCUACUGGACAACCAUUGCUUGUUAAUGGACCCAGAGAAGACCUUGGAGGAAACGCAGCAGUUUCUUGAAAGGACAGUUAGUGGUGGUAAUAAGUGGCCUAUAUCUCUCAAAAGCGAGCUUGAUGUUGUUCCUCUUGUGCCGACGACACAAGCGAAUGCUAAGCGAUGUAACGCGCCAGGCCUGCGGCGCACUGGGAAAGAUAAGCUAACCGGACUUAUGGAGAAGAACAAUAUUACUGUCCCCCAAGAUUGCACUACAAAAGUGGUCGGGUUCAAAAUGGUGGACGGCAAAAAGCAUUUAGUUCUCAAAGUCAUUCCUUCAAACAAGCAGCACGAUGUUUCGACUCCAAGGGAAUCGGAUCGUGUUGAACCUCACACUGUGAAACCAACCAAUCAACCCAUCGCUAAACCAAUCGAAUCCAAUGAUACUUCAACUAUCAAUGCCUCAGGAAACUGUUCUCAUGCUCAGGUGACAUCCAGAAGGUCUUCAUCCCAAAGAAAGAAGUGCGUAGCUCAGCGGGACUUUUUGUCUUCAGUGCUUGAACGGAUAAAUAGCCAAGAAAAAGAUGGCUGCAUCAAUCAGGAACCCACUGACUGCGAUACACACAUUAAUCUUAACGUAUGCAACGCCAGAGAGACCGAAACUGAGGCGACGCAAAUGCAUUCUUGCUCCGAAGUGGAUAUUCAUGCAAAGAGAGUGAAAGACUCCCAAGCCCUCAGUGAAUCCGAGGAAAACUUCACCACAUGCCAAGGAGAUUCAGGCUGUCACAGUGAUCUGACCUCAGAUACAGGCUCUUCGGAAGAGAGAAGUAGUUCUCGACUCCUUAGUGCAGCGUUUGAUAAAGAACACAACCUUACACUAGAUUCAAACCUCAUUGGGCUUCGUUCAAACACAGAUUCGUGCUCCAUCUCAGGGUUUGAUUGCAUUAGUCCAUCCUCUAGAUCUCCCCUGAAGGAUUUGGCUGAGACGUUGUGUCAUUUUCAAAGUGAAGAUGAGGGCCUGUUAUUUCACAGUCGUGCUGACGAGUGCACAAACAACACGGACCCCAGGGAUUCUCCGGUCCCGGUGGGUCAGCGCGACUGUGAGAGGGAAACCGCUCCAGACCUGGAUCAGACGGUGGAUGAGCUGCCUUUAACAACAAGCAGCCGUUCGCUGGAUGAAGCGCGAGUGGAUCAGACGAUAUCUGCACGGAACUGCUCUGAUGAUGAACCUCUGCCAGAUUUAACAUGCACUGGAGGUCCAAACCAGCAAUCCAAGCCAGUCGACACCAGCAUCAUCUUUCCUGAUGAUUCAAACUCUUCCACAUGUGUAUCCCGGGAGUCAAGCGGCCCUCUUGCAUCACUGAACAGAAAGCGCAUGGGAGAAACGUCCUCUCCGGACUCUCCAAUCAGUAAAUCCCAGAAGCGUUCGACUCGAGCCUCUGAAGACAUCACAGCAUCAGACCUCCACUGGCAACCGGUGGCUCGAGACGUUCCCACAACCCUUCGACUGAUUCCCUACAGCUCCGUACAAUCCGUUCAAAUCCCACGGGAUAACCAGCCGGUUAUAGUUCUCAACCAUCCCGACACUGAGAUUCCCGAGGUGACAAACAUCAUGAAAGUCGUUCACAAGCACAAAGACGCCGUGCAACGGGUCGUGCUGUCUCGGAAAACUCUCCGAGCUCUCUCGGAUUUCAACGGCGACGACUUCCCGAAUAACCUCAUCGGUAACUGCCAUGCAUCCCAUUUCAGGAGGGAACGGCCGAACGGGACGGUUAAGGAAAGAUUCAGCUUGAAACUGAGGCUUAAAAGAGUGUGUGGAAGGAAGUAUACCGUGGUACCAACAGUAUCCGAACGCAUUGUGCUUCAGCCAACGUUUAGAUGCUGGUUUUGUGGGAGGAUUUUUAGAAACCAGGAAGCUUGGGUGGGACACGGACAGAGACAUCUAAUGGAAGCAACCCGAGGCUGGGAACAGCUCUUUAACAGAUAGAGGAAUC